AGGUUGGCAGCGGCUCAGGAAGCGGCGCUAGCAGGGCAUCAACAGGGCUCCACAAGCGGGGGGCACUCGGGUCGAAGGGGAGCCCAUCGCUUAGCUGAUAGAAUGGGUGGCCCAAAGAAAGACGAUACACCACCUGGUGGUGGUCCAACAUCAUUAUUUAUCCUCACCGAGGAUAAUCCAAUUAGAAAAUACACACGAUUCAUCAUAGAAUGGCCGCCCUUCGAGUACGCUGUGUUAUUGACAAUCAUUGCCAACUGUGUUGUGUUGGCUUUAGAAGAACAUUUGCCUGGGGGUGAUAAAACAGUAUUGGCUCUGAAACUGGAAAAAACGGAGACCUAUUUUUUAUGCAUUUUCUGUGUAGAAGCAUCGCUCAAGAUCCUUGCCUUAGGGCUUGUUCUGCAUAAACACUCCUACCUCAGGAAUAUUUGGAACAUCAUGGAUUUUAUCGUCGUAGUAACGGGAUUUAUGGCACUGCUCCCACAAAAAUGGAUUGAGGUAGAUCUAAAAACAUUAAGGGCUAUACGUGUGCUAAGGCCCUUGAAAUUAGUCUCUGGAAUUCCUAGUUUACAAGUAGUUUUAAAAUCCAUUAUCAAGGCUAUGGCGCCGUUACUUCAAAUCGGACUUUUGGUCUUGUUUGCAAUCGUUAUAUUUGCAAUCAUCGGACUCGAGUUCUAUUCGGGCGCACUGCAUAAGACUUGUUAUAGCUUAGAAGAUCCAAAUAAACCUGUUAAGGAAGGCGAAUCAGAGACACCAUGCAAUACGGAUAAUGCGACGGAGAAAGCGGGUGGCUCAUUUGUAUGUAAUUAUAACACGAGUAUGUGUCUGGAAAAGUGGGAAGGGCCAAAUUGGGGCAUAACUAGUUUUGAUAAUAUCGGGUUUGCCAUGUUGACUGUGUUCCAAUGUAUCACCAUGGAGGGCUGGACAGCAAUACUGUAUUGGACCAACGAUGCUUUAGGUUCAACAUUUAAUUGGAUAUAUUUCGUGCCUCUAAUAGUUAUAGGCUCAUUUUUUAUGCUCAACUUAGUUCUCGGUGUCCUAAGCGGUGAAUUCGCAAAAGAACGUGAAAAAGUAGAAAAUAGACAAGAGUUUCUUAAACUUAGAAGACAACAUCAGCUAGAAAGAGAAUUGAACGGCUAUGUUGAAUGGAUAUGUAAAGCUGAGGAAGUAAUUUUAGCCGAAGAGCGUACAACUGAGGCAGAAAAAAUGCACAUAAUGGAGGCACGAAGAAGAAACGCUGCAAAACGCAAAAAACUGAAAAGUUUAGGCAAAUCGAAGUCGACAGACACCGAAGAGGAGGAGGGCGAAGAAGAUUAUGGGGAUGACGAGGGUGGUGAAAAAGGCGACGAAGGAUACCUAAAAUCACGCCCGAAACCACAAGGCAGCUGUACGGGCUUUUGGCGUGCCGAGAAACGUUUUCGCUUCUGGAUAAGGCACACGGUGAAAACGCAAUGGUUCUAUUGGUUCGUCAUCGUACUCGUAUUCCUGAACACUAUGUGUGUCGCUGUAGAGCACUAUGGUCAACCAAAAUUUUUAACGCAAUUUUUAUACUAUGCUGAAUUUUCGUUUUUGGGUCUAUUCAUGUCGGAGAUGUUUAUCAAAAUGUAUGCGCUCGGACCGCGCACUUACUUCGAAUCGUCGUUUAAUCGUUUCGAUUGUGUCGUCAUUAGUGGUUCGAUAUUCGAAGUUAUAUGGUCUGAGGUGAAGGGAGGCUCAUUCGGUCUAUCCGUAUUGAGAGCGCUACGUUUACUACGUAUCUUCAAAGUGACCAAAUAUUGGUCGUCACUGCGAAAUCUUGUGAUUUCGUUGUUGAACUCGAUGAGAUCCAUCAUUUCACUAUUGUUCCUGCUCUUCUUGUUCAUUCUAAUAUUUGCACUACUUGGCAUGCAAUUGUUUGGCGGGCAAUUUAGUUUUAAAAGCGGUACCCCCGAAACAAAUUUCAACACAUUCCCCAUAGCCUUACUUACAGUAUUUCAAAUUCUAACCGGUGAAGAUUGGAAUGAAGUCAUGUAUCAGGGUAUUAAAUCACAAGGUGGCGCUAAGAAAGGAAUGAUUUAUUCUGUAUACUUUAUCGUUUUGGUACUCUUCGGUAAUUACACACUGUUGAACGUAUUCUUGGCUAUCGCUGUCGAUAAUUUAGCGAAUGCCCAAGAAUUAACAGCUGCCGAAGAGGAGCAAGUCGAGGAAGAUAAGGAGAAGCAAUUGCAGGAGCUUGAAAAGGAAAUGGAAGCACUUCAAGCCGAUGGUGUUCACGUGGAGAACGGUGAUGGUGUAUCGGCGCCGAAUAAGGCGAAAAGUAAAAAGAAAGAGGAGGAAAAGAAGGAGGAGGAAGAAGUGACGGAGGGUCCAAAACCAAUGUUACCAUACUCAUCUAUGUUUAUACUAUCACCGACGAACCCUAUACGCCGCGGCGCACAUUGGGUUGUUAAUUUGCGAUAUUUUGAUUUUUUCAUAAUGAUCGUCAUCUCAUUGUCAUCGAUAGCGUUAGCAGCCGAAGAUCCUGUUCGUGAGCAUUCGCCACGAAAUAAAAUCUUAAAUUAUUUCGAUUAUGCAUUUACCGGCGUAUUCACAAUAGAAAUGUUACUAAAAAUUGUAGAUUUAGGCGUUAUAUUACAUCCAGGCAGCUAUUUAAGAGAAUUCUGGAAUAUUAUGGAUGCUGUGGUCGUUGUGUGCGCUGCUGUUAGUUUCGGUUUCGAUAUGAGCGGUAGCAGCGCUGGACAAAAUUUAUCAACCAUCAAAUCGUUGCGCGUACUGCGCGUCCUGCGACCGUUGAAAACCAUCAAACGUGUACCAAAAUUGAAAGCCGUCUUCGACUGCGUAGUGAACUCAUUGAAAAAUGUUGUUAACAUUCUAAUCGUGUACAUAUUAUUUCAAUUUAUAUUUUCCGUAAUUGGUGUACAAUUGUUCAAUGGGAAAUUUUUUCAUUGUACGGACGAAAGUAAACAUACUUCCGAAGAGUGCCAGGGCUCAUAUUUCAAAUAUGAGGAGGAUGAAUUACUUCCAAAGCAGGAGGCGCGCAUUUGGCGGCCGCGUAGUUUCCACUACGAUAACGUAGCGGCGGCGAUGCUGACGCUUUUCGCGGUGCAGACAGGCGAAGGAUGGCCACAAGUUCUACAACACUCCAUGGCUGCCACGUAUGAAGAUAGGGGUCCCAUACAAAAUUUCCGGAUCGAAAUGUCCAUAUUUUAUAUUGUGUAUUUCAUUGUAUUUCCAUUCUUCUUCGUGAAUAUAUUCGUGGCCUUGAUUAUCAUUACAUUUCAAGAGCAAGGCGAGGCUGAAUUGCAAGAUGGUGAAAUUGAUAAGAACCAG
Rhagoletis zephyria (snowberry fruit fly) is the source of this 3306-nucleotide messenger RNA. It is a transcript of the gene cac, whose product is annotated as calcium voltage-gated channel subunit cacophony. NCBI's taxonomy places the organism in Eukaryota, Metazoa, Arthropoda, Insecta, Diptera, Tephritidae. Gene Ontology annotation, molecular function: high voltage-gated calcium channel activity. Gene Ontology annotation, cellular component: voltage-gated calcium channel complex; membrane. The record is from RefSeq and is a predicted model, not a curated record. Gene Ontology annotation, biological process: chemical synaptic transmission; calcium ion import across plasma membrane.